AUGAUUAAUUCAUCCCAAGUUAUUGAUGAUACUAUUAGUGUAACGACAUCCGAUACAGCGCAACUAAUUAGCAAUGAGGAAGCAAGCACAUCAAAUUUUGCUCAACUCAAUAAAAGUCCUGAUCUUGAGAAUUCUAUAGAAGAUGACUUACAUGGAAGCCAUGGUAUCAGACGAAGGCAACCAAUACAAAAAAUUGAACCAGGUUCUAUGAAUAUUUUAUCUGCUAAGUAUGAGAGUUUAGAUUAUGAUACAUGUGAAAAUCAUUUACUCUUAGAUGAAGAAAGGAAAAGAGGCUACCCAUUUAUUGUAAAGAAAGAUACAGCUCGAUGGCUAAUUGUAUUACUUAUUGGAGUAAUUACAGCGCUUAUUGCUUUCACUAUAGAUAUAUGCAUAGAAGAAUUUUCAAACAUUAAAUAUAAACAGCUAAAAAAAUCUGUAGACAGGUAUGUGGUUUUAGAUAAACUUUACAUCCCAUACUUGCUUUGGGUGUUAUCAAAUAUCAGUAUUGUAUUUAUUGGAUCCGUGCUCGUCGCAUUUGUUGAGCCAGUUGCUGCUGGAAGUGGUAUUCCUCAAGUUAAAUGUUACCUGAAUGGAGUUAAAGUUCCUAGAGUAGUAAGGAUCAAGACACUAAUUGUUAAAGCUUUUGGUGUCAUUACUGCUGUCGUUGGAGGUUUAGCUGGUGGCAAGGAAGGUCCUAUGAUUCACAGCGGUGCUGUGGUAGCAGCUGGCAUAUCACAGGGCAAAAGUACAACUUUCAAUAAAGACUUUAAAAUAUUCCAAUACUUUCGAGAAGAUCACGAAAAACGUGACUUUGUAUCGGGAGGAGCAGCUGCUGGAGUGUCAGCAGCUUUUGGAGCUCCUAUCGGUGGUGUACUAUUUUCGUUAGAAGAAGGCACGAGUUUCUGGAAUCAAGCUUUAACAUGGAGAACAUUUUUUGGAACAGUAGUUUGUACUUUUACUUUAAAUUUCGCCUUAUCAGCUUAUCAUGGACAUCCAGGAGAAUUAAGUUAUCCAGGUUUAUUGAAUCUUGGGAAAAUGGAGCCCUUUCCAUUCCAAUUUUAUGAAUUACCAGUCUUCAUGUUGGUUGGAGUAAUUGGAGGAUGUUUGGGAGCUCUAUGGAAUUACAUUAAUUAUAAAUUGAGUGUUUUCCGUAUAAGGUACGUGAGCGCGCCGUGGCUGCGCGUGGUGGAGGCGUGCCUGGUGGCGGGCGUCACGGCCACCAGCGGCUUCCUCAUGAUGUUCCUGUUGGACGACUGCCGCCCGCUCGGGGAGGACCCCACUAAGGUGCCCUUGCAGUUGUUCUGCGCGGACGGAGAAUACAACACGGUGGCCGCUAUCUGGUUCCAGACCCCCGAGGCCUCGGUGCGCUCCUUCCUCCACGACCCCAUGGGCUCGUACAAGCCCUGGUCCCUGUUGGUGUUCGUGGUGUGCUACUUCCUCCUCUCCACCUGGACCUUCGGCAUUGCAGUGUCUAGUGGUCUCUUCAUACCUAACCUACUGACUGGUGCGGGCUGGGGAAGACUGUUAGCAAUACUGAUUCAAUAUACGCUGCCUGACACUGAGAUAAACCCAGCGAAGUACGCGCUGGUGGGCGCGGCGGCGCAGCUGGGCGGCGUCGUGCGCAUGACCAUCUCGCUGACCGUCAUCCUCAUCGAGACCACCGGCCAGAUCUCCAACGCGCUGCCGCUCAUCGUCACCCUCGUCGUUGCCAAGUGGACUGGCGACUUCUUCACGGAGGGUAUCUACGACAUCCACAUCCAGCUGGCGGGCGUGCCGCUGCUGCCGUGGGAGCCGCCGCCGCUGGCGCACAACGUGUACGCGUCGGAGGUGAUGUCGCACCCGGUGUUCGCGCUGCGCACCGUCGAGAACGUCGGACACAUCGUGGAGAUACUGCGCCUCGUGUCCUACAAUGGCUUCCCGGUGGUCGACCCGCCGUUGGCUGAUGAUGCAGAAGUAACCACAUACAAACGACUGCGCGGACUCAUCUUACGGUCACAACUGAUUGUUCUAUUACAAAACCAAAUUUAUAAUGAGAACGCGAACACCACGUGGUCCAACUUCAAUGUAGACAUGGACAUGUUCAGGAGGGAGUAUCCGAGAUACCCCUCUAUAGAUGAGUUGGAAAUUUCGGAUUGGGAGAAAACAUGCACGAUAGACUUGAGGCCGUUCAUGAACCCGUCGCCGUACACUCUCCCGCACCGCGCAUCGCUGCCGCGCCUCUUCAGACUGUUCCGGGCACUCGGCCUUCGUCACUUGCCUAUUGUUAAUGAUCAUAAUGAGGUUGUAGGAAUGGUGACAAGAAAAGACAUAGCCAGAUAUAGAGUAUGGAGGCACCGAGGACAUAUGGGCAUGGAGGAGCUACUUCUUUCUAGUGAAAUU
This is a messenger RNA of Brenthis ino (lesser marbled fritillary), 2379 nucleotides long. NCBI's taxonomy places the organism in Eukaryota, Metazoa, Arthropoda, Insecta, Lepidoptera, Nymphalidae. The record is from the annotation of a GenBank genome assembly.